Molecule: messenger RNA, 2196 nt
Organism: Drosophila rhopaloa
Lineage: Eukaryota; Metazoa; Arthropoda; Insecta; Diptera; Drosophilidae
Product: glutaredoxin domain-containing cysteine-rich protein CG31559
Exons: 2
Coding region: 161-1516 (451 amino acids)
Biological process (GO): sensory perception of sound
Source: RefSeq, a predicted model, not a curated record
GAUCUGAAGCAGAAAGACAUGCGACGUCUCGGGUGCAACGGCCGUCAGAGUCAUUGAACGCUUGCAUUUUCCUGGGCCAAAACACAGCUCUUUUUCUAAUUCCGAGACAGUGCCAGCCGAAAGUAGGCUUACCAAACGAACUCUCAACAAAUAAAUAGCAAUGGUGCUGGCCACGCCCCCUGUGAGCAAGGGCGGAAACGCGGGCGGCUGCUUCAUGGAUCAGUACCAGCAGUACUCGGCGCACUGCGAGACGGCGGACAGCGGCAAUGGCAGUGACCUGGAGAGCACCGGGGUGCCCACCAAGCCGGACGACAGCGAGGAGAGUGGUCCCUCCUCGCUGGGCAGCGACUCGAUGCACGGCAGCAGCACGGAGUACGUGCGUCAGGCCGCCUCCCAGCCCAGCGGCCAGCGGCAGCGCCAGAAGUCCUUGAGGGUCCUGGGCGCCCUGCUGCCCGACAGCCUGCUCCGGGACAUUCGCGACCGCCGCGGCACCGACUACGUGGUGCAGUUCUCCCAGCCAAGCGAGGAGCAGGUCCAGAUGCAGGACAAGAUCGCGGAGAAACCCAAGAGCAGCCCGUUUCGCCUGGCCCGCGAGUCGCUGAGCGAGGAGAAAAUCGAGGAGCUGCGGGCGGCCGUGGAGCGGGCCAACUUUGUGCAAACCGGUGAGGAGUCGCUGGACAGCAUCGAGGCCGCCCCGCAGUCGCUGCCAGCGAGCAGCAGCAUCGGCGGACACCGCAGCAACAUCAACUACAAAUAUGCAGACGACCAAUACUACAGCUUUCACAUUAACGAGCACGAGAACUUCAGCAGCAGCUUCUCGGGAAACGGCGACGAGCUGGACAUGGCCACCAGAGCGGGAUCGGAGUGCGGCAUCCUAACGGAGCAGCAAGACCUCUUCGCCGGCUAUCGGGACGUGCGCUGCGGGGCCAGCUCCACGCAGUCCACCAUCCGGUCCGCCAAGGGAACGGUGCGGGGCGUCAAGAACCGUGUGCGCAAUGGAAUAGCCACGUUCUUGCAGCUCCACCAGCAGCCCAAUGCCAAGAACUUCAAGGAGAAAGACCUGGGGAAGGUGGUGCUCUACACGACCAGCAUGGGCAUCAUCCGGGAGACGUACACGAAGUGCGCCAACGUGAAGCAGAUCCUGCGCACCCUGCUGGUGAAGUUCGAGGAGCGGGACGUGUUCAUGAGCGUGGAGUACCAGGCGGAGAUGCGCCAGCGGAUGCAGAGCGGCCAGGUGCGGGUGCCCCAGCUGUACGUCGAGGGGCAGCACAUCGGGGACGCCGAGACCGUGGAGCGGCUGAACGAGUCCGGCGAGCUGCGGCAGCUGCUCAAGCCGUACAAGUCCAUGUCCAGCACCUUCACCUGCCAGACCUGCGGCGGCUACCGCCUGCUGCCGUGCCCCUCCUGCAACGGGUCCAAGAAGUCCGUGCACCGCAACCACUUCACCGCCGAGUUCGUGGCCCUCAAGUGCAUGAACUGCGACGAGGUGGGCCUGGUCAAGUGCCACAGCUGCUGAGUCCUCCCAGUGGCCGUAAGCCCAGUUAGUCUUAGCCACCCCAUUCCCAGCAUCCGAUCACUUUAGGCCUAAGUAGUAGUUAGCUGAAACGUAAAAGGGCUUUGUGUUUUCACUGGCGGGAGGGAACGUAGGGGAUACUGCAACACUUGCUUUUAAAUAAUGUUAGAUUUUUACCUAAGCAUUUGUAUUUGUAAAAAUUGAGAAUUAUGUACUAAACAAUAGGUUAAGUUUAGGGAUAGACUAAGUUUUGUUUACUAAGACUAGAUUUCUAGAUUUUGGAAUAUUCUGGGCGUAACAGUAAAACAAUUUGUGUUUUUAUUCCAGCAAGUAAGCAAUUGGUUAUGAACCCUUUUUUAAUUAGUUAUUUCCUUAGUAGAAAUCGUUAUUAUUUUACAAUUAAAAUUCAAUUUUCUUUGCGUCACUUCUUCGACUCAAUUUACAUCGAUACCUAUGUUAAUGGGAAGUCAAUUGUUUACAAUUUAAAGUAUGGUAGUUAAUUAGAAAAAGAAUCACAAUAUUUUAGAUGAAACACAAAAUGUAAAAAAUGUGAGCUUACUGAGUACUUAUGUAUAAGUCUAUCUAAUUGUAAGCUAGUGUAACAAUCAAUAACACUAAGAAUUCGGCAAUAAAUAUAGAGUCAAAGAAGAAGGCACUAUGUCUUCAUCUGUUCUCAUGUGUGU